Molecule: messenger RNA, 2425 nt
Organism: Bombina bombina (fire-bellied toad)
Lineage: Eukaryota; Metazoa; Chordata; Amphibia; Anura; Bombinatoridae
Gene: LRRC24
Product: leucine rich repeat containing 24
Exons: 6
Coding region: 251-1900 (549 amino acids)
Molecular function (GO): protein binding
Source: RefSeq, a predicted model, not a curated record
GUGUGCCCAGGCUGGUACAGGGAUAGUGUGCCCAGCAGGUUAUGGAUGUGGGACAGUGGCACCGGCUGUGCUUAUACAGAGGCUGAUUAACAGGAGAACAGACGGAUGGCACAGAGGGAGCAGCAUGCCAGAGCACAAGGGAACCCUGACACCGGAAUAUGCUUGUGUACUGGCAGACCUAAGAUCACAUUCUAGUGGGAGCAUCACAGGGCAUGAAUCUGGCAAAACACAAAGGGCAACAAAGUAACCCAUGGCUAGUGGUACCAGCCACAGUAAAACGGCAUCUAUGGAACAACUGGUCAUUAUCAUCGUUCUCUGUCUCCCGAACUUCCUGGCACUCUGGACUCUCGGCUGCCCGGCAGAAUGCCGCUGUUACAGUAUGACUGUAGAGUGUGGGUCCAAGGGCUUAAAGACCAUCCCAUCCAAUAUCCAUCCUUCUACUCAGACAGUGUUCCUACAAGACAAUGCUAUCAUCCAAAUUCAGCAGCAGGACCUGUCUCCUCUUUCUGGACUUCAGUACCUCUACAUUCAAAACAAUACCAUCUCUGGGCUGGAGCCGGGAGCCUUCAGAACACAGCAGAACCUUGUAGAAUUGGCUCUCAAUGGAAACCGCAUUCAUCUUAUCAACAGCAGCAUCUUCAAAGGCCUGGAGCAUCUCAGAGUGCUUUACCUGGCAGGAAACCAAAUCACCAGGCUCCUGGCAUACACCUUUUGUGACCUACAGAGACUUCAGGAGCUGCACUUGCAGGAGAACAGCAUUGAGAUACUUCAGGAGCAGGCAUUUGCUGGGCUCUCGUCACUUGCCCUUCUGGACCUCAGCAAGAACAAUCUGCGCACUGUGAGCCGUGCCUCCCUCCAACCACUGAUCAGCCUGCAGGUGCUGAGACUGACGGAAAACCCUUGGCGAUGUGACUGUGCUCUUCAUUGGUUGAGAUCCUGGAUAAAAGAAGAAGGUAAACGUCUCCUAAGUUCAUUAGACAAGAAAAUAAUCUGCUCAGAGCCACCAAGGUUGUCUCACCAAAGCCUUUUGGAUGUCUCAGGCAAUAGCCUUGUUUGUAUCCCUCCUGUGGUGCUUGUGGAUCCCAUGGAGAUGACAGCUCGUCUAGGGGAUGAACUAAGAGUCUCCUGCCGAGCAACAGGAUACCCUCAACCAUUGGUUUCUUGGAGAAAGGUUGCACAUGCCCGUAGCAGCCCACCCAGGGUUAAUGUGAAGUCUACCAACAGUAAAACAUUUGAGCUGAGUGAGAGGAGUGUGGGGGAACAGUUUGAUUCUGACACUGGUAGUGGCAUGUUGUUUUUGAACAAUAUUACCAUGUCCCAUGCUGGUAAAUAUGAAUGUGUGGCAUCUAAUCCUGGAGGAACUGCAAAGGUUUUAUUCCAUUUGACUGUCAACUUGUCCAACCAGCAAUCUCGGUCCUACACCUCAGUAGAUAUAAGCCAAGAACCUUUAUAUGAUAUGGAAAGCAUGGAAUUCAAUGCCCUAAGUAUGGCUACUCAAACAGCAAUUGCCAUUGGGAUAUCUUUGCUGGCACUCACUGCCCUACUCCUCAUAUUUAUGAUCUACAGAAAGCACCACAAGCGAAAAAAAUCCAAGAAUGAGGAGAAUAUCUUAUAUGUCAAUGACUACUCUGAUGGGCCAACCACCUUCGCCCAACUGGAAGAAUACAGGGACGAACGUGGCCAUGAGAUGUUUGUGAUAGACAGAAGUAAGGCCCAUUUCCCAACCUAUAAAGACACAGAAGGUCUGAGUAGUUUUAAUGGUCUACCUGAUCUGGCAGAUCAACUGCAAGACCAGGGAACACAGACACCAGAGGAAGAAGCCGAGCGUCAGAUUAAUGACAUAUUUUUAAACCAAGGAUUUCUGUUUCAGCAGCAGAUUGCUUAUGAAAUACACUGUUAAAUCAUAACGUAUCAACCAAACAAAAAACCUCUAGGGCUGUGAUUGGAGAGAGACGAAUGGUGUAGGCCAAGAGGCAAUAUACACACGGUGUCGGCAAUUUUCAUACUGUUUAGCUUUUCUAUACUUAAUACUCAUUUUACAUUUGACUCAACACUUUAUUGUUGGAGAAACCAGCAUUGCUCUUUGGAUAAUGCUCAGGCAGUGAAUGGGACUCUAAGAAACACUACAUGGAAUUAAAAAAAAAUGAUGUAAAAUAAAUGCAGAGAUGACAAGGUCCUUGUGGAAAUAGCCCUGAAUAAAUUAUUCAGACAGUGCUCCGCAAGGCGCCCUAGCUCAGAACAGGGUGGUAUAACUUGAGAUAAGAAAUUCAUUUCCUGAUGAAUAUAAAAUCUAUUAAAUUCUGUAUUGUUACACAUUCAAAUUAUAUUCAUAUAGAAUAAUUGUACAGGUUUUCCACACUUUUCCUUUUUUCUUGUUUAGUAUUUAUAUAAAAUAUAUUUGAUUUGUUUAAUAUUUUUACAUUUA